CAAAUGGCUGAACUUCAACAUUUCCACAGGUCAAAGUUCAAUCAGAGUGAACUCUGCAGAUUUGCAACCAGAAGUGAAGUAAACGCGUCUCCUUCCACACAGAAAUAAAUUAGAAGUGAAACCUGGUCUGACGAACACGGGAGGGGUCUCUUAUUCUGGAGCAGAAACAUGUGGUACUUUCUCUACUGAUGGAUGAGACCAUGAACGUCCACAGCAGCACAGACAGCAGCAGUGCUGUCCUGUGUGCAGUUAUAAAAAGGCUGUCGUUGUUUGGACUGUAACUGGACUCCUGCAGGACGAGCUCAGGACCAACUAGACUAUUCUUAGAUCUUUUGUUGUGCUGACGGCCGUCUGGUUCUGCAUCACACUGACGACAUGUGGAAGGUCAAACCUCCAGUUGCUUUUUCUUUGGAGACGAGGUACCGGCCGAUUUUGGAGAGUUUGGUUCCCCCUGACCCUAUGUCCCAGUUCCACCUGAGGAGAGGUUCUCCUGAGGAGGAGUUUCCUGACCUGUGCAGGAACUCUACCUGGAUGGGACGGAUCCUCACACCGGCCAUGUACCGCCGACAGUUCGACCGCUGCACCCACAGCGGAGUUAUCUUCGAUGAUGUCAUCCGCCCGGGCCUCGAGGAACCAGGUGAACCAGGUGAUUGGUCAGGUCCUGUAUCUGUGGGGUGUGUCGCGGGCGACGCCCAGUCCUACAUCCUGUUCUGCGACUUCUUUGACCGAGUCAUCGAGGCGCAUCAUGGACACAAGAUCACCAGCCAGACGCCAGAGAGCGACUUCAACUAUGACAACUUGAAGGGGGGAGAUGACUUGGACAGGUCAUACGCUGUACGCUGUGAGGUGAGUGUUGUUCGAGGCGUUGAAGACUUCUGCUUCCCGACACACUGCAGCCGAGGAGAACGCAGACAGCUCCUCACGCUGGCCAGGAGAGCUCUGCAGCGGCUGGACGAGGAGGAGCUGCCGGGUCGACUCCUCUUACUGGAGGAGCUGAACCAGGAGGAGCAGAGGGAGCUGAACCUGAACCCUCCGUCCUCCUCCCAGCUUCGUACCGGUGUGGCCCGGGACUGGCCCGACGCCAGGGCAGUCUGGGUGAGUAAAGAUGGCAGCCUAGUGGCCUGGGUCAACAUGGAGGACCACCUCAGACUCGUGUCCGCACGAGACGACGCCAACAUCGCAGAGGCAUUUAAAUGCAUCUGCAUCAACCUGCAGAAGCUGGAGGAGUUCUACAGGGAGCUCAGACACCCGUUCAUCUGGAAGCAGCAGCUGGGGUGGGUGUCGAGCUCUCCGGCUGACGUGGGGACGGGUCUGAGGAUCAGAGUCCACCUCAAACUGCGACACCUCCCCAAACACAAACGGCUGCAGGACGUCCUGAAGAGACUGAGGAUCUGCAUGGACAGAACAGAAUCCCCGGAGCUGUAUCGUGUGAGCAACGCGGCGACCUUCGGCGUGAGCGAGGUGGGACUGACCCAGCUGGUGGUGGACGGGGUCAAACUGCUCAUCGCCAUGGAGACGAGGCUGGAGGGCGGCCGAGACAUCCACGAGCUCGUUCCCACACAGAAGUAGAUCUGGAUGAUGACUGGCUGGUGUGAGGAGGAGACCGGAUGGGCCGACCAAUCAGAGACCCUCUGUUAAACUAGGAAAAUAUAAUUCAGUCUGGUUUUAAAUGUCUUCAUCCUGGCUUUUACAGUUCCCAGGAGUAGAUCAUUCAAAAUGAUCAUUUAUUGACAUUCAGUUUAAUUAUAUUGUGAUUAUAUGAUCUUAUCAUGUUGUUUUACACAUUUCUGUUGCUAAAAUAAUUAAUUCAAACAAUAAAAAACGAACAAAACAGUCUGCUGAAGUCUUUAAUUUACAUGUGUGCUGCCAUCAGUUUACUUAUUUUACAUGUGAUUUUGCAUAUAUUUGCUGUAUUGUGAUAUAUACAGAUAUUAGAAAAUAUUAUUACACUUGUGAUGCUCUUUUUAACCAUAUAACAGCCCUACCCAGUAUACAUGGAGCCUGAUUGAAGGAAACUUACACAACAAGAGCAUUCAGCACAUUAAACAACUGGAAACUCUUCUGUUGGAAAAAAAACAAAAAAAACAAAUCAUGAUUUCAGUGAUAAACAGCGUUUCCCAAAUUGGCUGAUGUGUUAAAAAUAAAUAAAACUACAACUGGUCAUAAUGAAGCAUCUGUGUUUCAGUACACUUCUUUUAACAUCUUUAACAUAAUUUAAUUAGUUACUUCACUGUCCAUGAAAUUAGUAAAACAGGAACAGGAAAUUAAUUGACCAGAAUCUGAAUUGUCCUUUAAUUAAUGAACAUUUUGUUUAAGAAAACUAUCUAGAGCUCCAGGAGAAGAGGUUCCUCUUCACUGUGAGCCUAUAACUAGAAUAACAUCACACAAGCAGGUGAUUAGAUGGUAUCCAGCUAGCAGGCUAAGCAAACUUUCACUGCCAUUGCAUGAACCCCGAGCCCUUUAACAUUAGUUUAUUAUUCGCUAACAUUAUUCGCUGUUCGCAGUAGGUGGGUUUUUGAGUUAAGUGAUUGUGGCCAGCUGUGAGCGACCUGAUUAUUGGUUCCCCUUUUUCAGCUAUCCAUAGCUGUUGGGCGCUGCUGUUUAUUUUUAGUUCAUGCAAAAAAUUACAAAGAAAUGGCCUCACAGUCGUGUCAUUUUUGUGGGGGCAUCAUGGAUCCCCGCGAUGGCCAUCGUGAAUGCCCUUCUUGUCUGGGCAUUGCACAUUUAUUAGAAGAUAUUGAGAACCCUUGUGGGGCAGCAGUUGAGCUGCCUGUGGACGAGUGCUUUCAAAGAGCCAGACGGGUGGAGCAGUCUGUUCACGCUGGGGCGGCGCAGCCUCCACCCACCCAACUAAGUGAUGGGUGAUGUCAGGUUUAAGCACCUAGAACAUUUAAAAUCAUACACAAGGAAAGAAAGACAAAGGCGUUAGUUAAGUUUUACUCGCGAGGAGAGCAAGCAUAGAUGCAUUCAGUUACAUCUCCUACUCGCUCUGAAGUGCAUCUAUGCAGCCUCCUUUCUUUAUUCAGUUUAGGGAGUUUUCCCUGUUACAUAGUUUGCUAAGGAGUGGGGGAAGUAUAAGGCAUCUAUUAUGACCAGACAAUACUUUUUCCCUUCACUCUGAUUUAACUCUAUAAAAUCCAUAUGUAUUGCUUGAAACGGAUACUGUGGUGAAGGGAAACGCCCUCUUCUAGGUCUUAAGUUUCCCUGAGGAUUGUGCUUAGCACAGGUCAGGCAUGCUCUACAAAAAUUCUUUGAAUAAGAGUUAAAUCCGUAGGUUGUGUAGUGUUGGUUUAUCUGUCCCACCAUCCCUCCUUUUGAGACAUGUGUAACACCAUGGCUCAAUAUUGCAGCCCAUUUGUACAGGUUGUGUGGAAGGAUGGGUUUAUUCUCUGGUACAUAGAUGUUAUUUCGUAUUUGUGCGCCGUGUUAUACCCAGAAGUCCUUUUCCUUUUGUGGUGCUUGUUGUUGCAUGUCUUUGAGUGUUGUAUCAGUCAUAUCAGUGUCCGAGGUCAGCAUAAGCACUUUUAUCUGUCCUUCGGCUGCCUGUUUAGCUGUUUUGUCUGCAAAUGCAUUCCCUAUUGAUACUUGAUCUUUCCCUGAGGUAUGAGCUGGACAUUUACAGACCGCGAGGUGUUUUGGUAACUUUACUGCCUUGAGUAAGUUAGAUAGGAUGUUUGCAUGUGUUACUGGUUUCCCUGUGGAUGUGACCAUCCCUCGAUUUUGCCAAUAUUGCGCAAAAGUAUGGACCGUAGCAAAGGCAUACUGAUGUUACUAUCUGUAUAGAUAGUAACAUCUUUAUUCUUCAUUAAUUUACAUGCCUCCGUUAAUGCCACUAGUUCUGCAGCUUGGGCAGAGUAGUGUGAGGGUAAUUGUUCUGCUUUUAAUACCUUAUCUUUGGUCACUUUUCAUUAAUGCACAAUAUUAUUUGUUUUAUAAUAUUUUUCACUGUAUCACUUAUUAAUGGAACAUUAAUACUGGCCACUACAACAGCCACCAGUUACUCAAAGACUUAAAUCUAGAUGAAUCAAUACUCUCAGUUUAAAACACAUUCAGACCUAUGCAGGUGAAUAAUAAGUCAUUCUGUAUUUUCAAUGUGUGCACCUGUUCACAGUUGGAGAGAAAAGUUUGAAUACCACAACAGACAGAUAAGCCGGGUUUCUAGUAUUGGAGGUUUACUGCUUCUGCAGCUUCUGCAAGGUCAAAAUGUUCUACCAAAGUGAAAUAUCAUUAUAAAAAGAAGUCAAAUAAAAGUCAUACAACCAAUGUUUUAAGCAUUAUUUACAAGCAUGAAUAAGCAUCAGCGCUAUCAUUUUACUGUCACCUUUAUUAAUGAUGUCAUACUACUCAAAGUAAUAUAUAUAUGCUGUUAGAAAUGAUUUACUACAACCCUUGUGGGUGAUAUCUUGGAACUUCAAGGUGCUAAAAGAUCACAGAAACUCAAUUACAACAGGAACAUAAACCAUUUCAGUUUGCACACAUACAAAGUUUUGCCUUCAAACCACAGUUUUCUUGAGGCGACUACAGAGCUACAGAAUAUUACUUUGGAUAUCUCUAGUUUACCAUAAACACUUGCUCAGACGUUGGUCAACUUCCCAUAUGCUUUCUUCAUCACUUUCAUGAAUACGUUCCCCCAUUACAACUUAAUCCUAUCGUCUGUCUUGGCUUUCACAUCUCUCUUGAAGAUUCUGCUCAGUCUGACUGGUAAACUUACGACUACAAUCAACUAGCCUAGAUGUUGUCUAGCUUUAGAUUUGGGACUGAAAAGUAAUCAAGAAGACAGCAAAUCCAAAGACUAAGCACGCAAAUCUCUCAUUCUUAAUCCUAUGAACCCUCCACAACAUGCUACUUUCUAAAGAAAAACACUUCUUUCAAUAUUAAUACCGUCCAAACGUUCAACUAUUAACUGUCACAGUGUGAAGCUCAUAAGCUUUUCUGUUUUUUGUUUUGUAUGACUUGCUCCGUAUUAAAUAAGUAUUCCACUGAGAAACUAACAAGUCUCAUUCAUCAAUCAUUUGAAUAAUCAAAAUUUUUGUAUGUAUUUUGAGUUCAGGUAAAGAGUUAAACUAAUUCAAAAUCUACAUUCAUAAAAUACCAAUAUAUAACUUUAGAGCAGAAGAAUGUGUAGUGUUAACAUGAACAUAAGCUAUAACUGAUAUAACACUCAAACAGCAUUGCCCAUGUUCAGUCAUUUCAAGGUAGAAAUGACACUCACUGUGCCAAUUUCAUUAAAAUAUGCCAAGUCUCUCUCAACCAAUUAACCACGUUUUAAAAUAGAAAGGACACUUUGACUACAUUUUAAAGUUCACCUUUAUGAAACCAAGAAAAUGCAACAAUCUGGCAGCUUUUCUAAAAA
Siniperca chuatsi (mandarin fish) is the source of this 5353-nucleotide messenger RNA. Its product is annotated as zgc:172076. Gene Ontology annotation, molecular function: creatine kinase activity. The record is from RefSeq and is a predicted model, not a curated record. The transcript is spliced from 9 exons. Gene Ontology annotation, biological process: phosphocreatine biosynthetic process. Lineage: Eukaryota; Metazoa; Chordata; Actinopteri; Centrarchiformes; Sinipercidae. The coding region runs from base 376 to 1569 and encodes 397 amino acids.